Molecule: messenger RNA, 1659 nt
Organism: Priceomyces carsonii
Lineage: Eukaryota; Fungi; Ascomycota; Pichiomycetes; Serinales; Debaryomycetaceae
Product: Zn(II)2Cys6 transcription factor domain-containing protein
Exons: 1
Coding region: 1-1659 (552 amino acids)
Biological process (GO): positive regulation of transcription by RNA polymerase II
Cellular component (GO): nucleus
Molecular function (GO): DNA-binding transcription factor activity, RNA polymerase II-specific; transcription cis-regulatory region binding; zinc ion binding
Source: RefSeq, a predicted model, not a curated record
AUGAGCUUGAAUUCAAGUAUGGAAUCGAAGGAGAAUUAUCGGAAGUAUGUACUGGUUCUUAGUUUAUCGCAAGGCAAAGUGGAAAAUAAAAGGCCCCAUAAACAAUAUAAGAGAUCCUUCCUUGGUUGCAUGAGAUGUAAAGAGAAGAAGAUAAAGUGCGAUGAACUCAAACCACGUUGUGAAAACUGUAAGAAAAGCAGAUUGACAUGCAUAUGGCCAAAUCGAAAAUCACCCAAAAAAAAAGGUAAUUUGGAAGUAAGCCCACGUAAAAGGGAUGCAACCUUGAGCCAAUUAAAAUCAACUUGGAGACCUGAUCUAAUCUCAAUAGAUUCACCUUUAUCAACUGACAUCAAGGUGGAAACUAAAGGGAAUUUUUUACAAUAUAUUUUUAAAGAUUCAUAUCCCUCAUAUAUUUCAAGAAUUGGUUUACCAGAUCAAGAAUCUGUCUUUUCAUCUUUCUUUCUUAACAAGUUUUUACCAUCUAUGGCGCGACAUUAUUUCCAAGAAACGUAUUACCUAUCAACGCUCUUCCUUGAAAAAGCGAAAGAAGUUUCCAUUCUUCAAGAGUUAAUUUAUGCUUGCGGAGCUUCUAUGUUAGCAUACGAGGAUCAUCUGUAUGUUAAUAUUGCUCGCAAAAGGUACAAAAAAGCAAUUUCAUUAUUUAUAGAAAAGAUUAAACAGGGAUUUAUUCGAGGGUCUGAAGAUUGGUUACUUGUUGCUGUUCAAACUUUGCAGGUGUUCAGCUUAAGAGACAGACACAUUGGACCUAAUACAACCCAGUGUGCAUCACACUUUAGUGCUACAUGUGCAAUCGUAAGGAGAAGAUUGAUAAACUCACUGCAAAAGAAUUAUCAGGAGCAAAGUAUAGGUACAUCUGGAGAAAUAUGUCUGGUUUUAGAAGGGAAAGAUUCGAAUGUAUCUGUGGCUUUGUCGCCGUUAAUUGAAUUUAUGACUGAAAAUUUUAUAUUUAAUUACUCUAUGACCAUUUUCUUUAGAAAGCAUGAUUCCCUUAAAAGGGAUAUUCCAAAUCCUUUUGAAGUUUUCAGUCUUUGCAAGUCCAAAAUCAUUUCAAGAAAGUCAGAAAAUGAGAUAAGAAGAUUUUCUCUUUACACUGCCUCUAGAUUUGCUUUCGAAAUAGCCGCCAAGUGUUCUUGGCUGUUGAGGUUGUGGCUACCUUUAUCUUGUGACCACAGAAUAAUACUUCAGGCUAUGUUAGAAGAUGCCAAAGAAAAUCUAGAUUCAUUGAAUAUUUUUGCCAUACAAGAUAUCCCUACGGAAUAUAAAAAAACCAUUUCUUUGGCUAAGAUAAUAUUAAUCCCGUCUAUAAUACUUUUGAAAAAGAUGUUACUAUUUGAACACCUCGAAGCGGUGGAUUUUCAAAAUGAUAUUGAUUAUUUAAUUUCGGAAAUUGACCAACCAUUCAAUGACGACUCAAUCCUCCCUGUAUGGUCUUUGAUGAUUGCGGCCCUAACUUCUGUGACGUCCAACAGACGACAGUUCUUUACUUCUAAAAUCAAGAUGCUUAGCAACAGGAUUAAUUCAAAUAUUAUGCUUCAAAUAAUGAAUUACUUGGAAGGUAUUUGGGAAAUAUACCAAGAGGAAAAUGAACUUUUUGAGCUACUAUUCGAUACAAAAGCAUUAGACUUGGUGUGUUCAUAG